AUGGUCGAGAAGAAGAAGGAUGAGGGGUACGAAUGGGUCUUCCCAACCAGCUUCGAGUACCUCCUCCGAGGACAAACGGAUGAUGGUGGCUGGGAUCCCCUCGAAGGUGUUACCAGAAGACACAGUGAAUACCCCGAGAAUAUCUGGAUCCAAGAUUGUGUCGUCCAUUCGUUGGCUGCCCUACUCGCAUUAUGUAGACGCGUCCGGCGUUCCUCAUCUCAUAUUAAAGAACCGCUACCCAAUGAUAUCCUGUUCAGACUGUUCCGCGCAAAGUCGUUUCUCGAUGCCAAAUUGCAGAAAUGGCAACCAAACGAAGCCAUCCAUUUCACGGUUGAACUGAUAGUUCCGGUUCUACUGCACCUUCUGAGUGAAGAGGGUGUGGAUUUUGAAUUUCCUGCAAAGGAGGACUUGCUGAGCAAGUAUGCUGCAGCCACUAGCAUUGACAUUGACUGGCUAUAUCAGGGACCUUGUAGUAUCCCAUUGUUUUCGCUGGAAGGGUUCGCGAGGCAGCUUGAUUGGAGCAAGCUGGGAUGUCUCGUUACUUCUGCAUGUAUUACCGCCUCCCCGGCUUCUGCCGCUGCGUAUUUGAUAUUUUCUCCUACGUGGAGUGAUGAAUGUGAGGCGUAUCUUCGUCACAUUGUGUCGCACGGCCAAGGGAAGGGAAAUGGUGGGGUUGGGGGAGUAUAUCCUUUAGAACUCUUUGAACCUUGCUGGUCGACAAUCUCACAAAAUGUGCAAACUCUGCUCGAAUCGAUCAGUAAGUCUGUACAGAAUGGUGUCACUGGUGUUAAUCACGCGUUUCUGCCUGACGCAGACGAUACCUCACGAGCUUUGUUGGUUCUCAAUAUUAAUGGCUAUGAAGUUAGUUUCACAAGUCUCAUUGAGCACUUUGAGUGUGAUGAUUGCUUCCUGACUUUCGAUGACCGAAUGCCCCAACGGGUGGUCAGCGUGAGUGUCAACGGAAAUGUCCUAAACUGCCUGCUGUCUUCGUCCGAUCCCAGAUCUUCCACAUCACAGAUAGAGAAAAUUGCCAAGUUUAUGUGCACAAAAUGGAGUAAGGAGAGGAUGCUCAAUGAUCACUGGGGAAGUCUGCCUGGUCUCGCAGAAGAUAUCAUCCAAGACCAGAUCCCUCAAUGUCUGCAAGAGAUAUUGGACCGUGUGAUAUGCGGACAGAACGACGAUGGCUCCUGGGGCAACAUGCACGGGGCCGAGCAGACAGCUUACGCAAUCAUUGCACUUGCCCAACUAGCGUCGCAUGCUGCCAUUGUCAGUGACUAUAGCAAAGCCGACCUAGCUAUUGCUAGGGGAAAGCAAUUUCUGUUAGAGACCUGGACCAUGGGCCAGAAGCCGGACAGGAUCUGGACGGGGAAGGCCAUGCAUGGCAUAUCGUAUGUGCAUGAUGCGCAUGUGCUUGCUGCUUUGAGAAUUAAUCGGGCAAAUUUGGCUGGAAAGCGAGGUUUCUUCUGA
Molecule: messenger RNA, 1467 nt
Organism: Aspergillus costaricaensis CBS 115574
Lineage: Eukaryota; Fungi; Ascomycota; Eurotiomycetes; Eurotiales; Aspergillaceae
Exons: 4
Coding region: 1-1467 (488 amino acids)
Biological process (GO): diterpenoid biosynthetic process
Molecular function (GO): terpene synthase activity; magnesium ion binding
Source: RefSeq, a predicted model, not a curated record